AUGCACUUCAAUCCGUUCUCAGUGUUUUGCACAAAGAGCCUUGUGAUGGAGCUCUUGGACAACAAGGACAACAACACACUUGCUGCUGUUGUGUUGGAAAUGUUCGACGAUAGAUGGCAGCGCAUGCAGACGCUGCAUCCUCCUGGUUCCUUCCAGAGGGCUUUGUUGGACAACGAAAUGCAGGCUGCGGCAGAGACGGCUGGGCAAGAUGUUCCUGUCCUCUUCGGCGAUUUAUCCGAUGAAGAAUUGGACGCGGUACUUCAGGAAGUUGCAGCCGCAACGUUGCAAGACGUUCGCAGUGCCAGCGGCUGGGCGAGAAUCGGGUUUGAUGUCGUCAACUGUUUUUCAACGCUUCUAUCAAGUCCGAAGCCGUAUUCCAGUGAACUCGGCGUGUCAGAUGCCUCCACAGUCUUGCGCAUUGCGGCAUCAAUUCUGCUUCUCGUGUCAACGCCAAUUGCCAUCCUACGCAACUUCUUGGUCCUGGCCAUGGAAGCUCCGUUUUCGAGCACUGCAGGGCUACUGUUGCUGGGCCUGUUGAUUCCAGCGCUGCUACUUCCUGCGAGCUUUACAGAAAGCGCUGCCGUGGCAGAUCCCAGAGCCUACAGUUCCUACAGGCUCUUUGACGCUGGCUGGCUGGUCUUCCUGAUACUGCCCGUGAUGGCACUGUGGCGUGUGCAGCUUCGUGGGAUUCUCACGGAGAGGGAUAGUCACAUGGCGCGGUGUAUCGCAGAUGCCUGUGCAAGGCAUGGUGGACCACAGAAAGUUGUCUUCGCCGUGGUUGGCACGCUUCAUAUGGCUGGCAUAAGCAAGAAGCUGGAGUGCACUGAAGCUGACAUGAGCUGA
This is a messenger RNA of Symbiodinium natans, 843 nucleotides long. Lineage: Eukaryota; Dinophyceae; Suessiales; Symbiodiniaceae. The record is from the annotation of a GenBank genome assembly.